AUGCCAACACACAAGGACUCCCCAGGCGACAGAAGCUCCAGCGAGGAUGGAGACUCCGAGGACGUGGUGACGUCUAUUCCCCAGGUCCCAGUGACCGUCCAACGACCGCCCUUCAUCCAGUCCGACGAGGACGAAAGACUACCUAAUGCAGCCAGAGCCAACACCGCUCCCUCGUACGACCACCCCAAAGGCACCACGAUUGACGACUGGAGCAAACGCCACAAACACCAAACCGUUCUACAGCAGCACUGCGAAUUUUUCGACCGAGACAAGGACGGAAUCGUCUGGCCGUCGGACACGUACGUUGGGUUUCGCCGGCUCGGCUUCAGCAUCUUCUUCUCCGUCAUUUCCUUGCUCUUCAUCCACGCCAACCUUUCCUACGCGACCGUCCACGGCCGCGUCCCCGACCCGCUGUUCCGCAUCUACCUAGACAGCAUCCACAAGGCCAAGCACGGCAGCGACAGCAACGCGUACGACACCGAGGGCCGCUUCCGCCCGCAGAGCUUCGAGGACAUCUUCUCCAAGUACGCGACCGACAAGGAGAGCCUGACGGCCGGGGACAUUGUGAGGCUGCUCAGAGGACAGCGGCUGCUGUCUGAUCCCAUCGGGUGGGGUGGUGCGGCGUUUGAAUGGUUUGCCUUGUACCUCAUGAUCUCGCCGGCAGAUGGGAGGCUGAAGAAGGAAGAUGUUCGAAUGUUAUUCGAUGGCAGCUUGUUCUAUCACAUUGCGGCGCAGCGUCUAAAUGAACAGGUGUGCGGCCAUUUUUUGGUGCGCAGCAGCCAACAAACCUUCAAACCAACACAGGCACACAAGACACAGAUGGACAAUCAAGCAUCACCCGCGUCCGCAACGCAGAAUUCAGCCGCCCCGGCCGGCCCCAACGGCAAUGGAGAUCAGACGAAGAGACAAGCCGAACAAGAGACAGGCGCGACCCCAAAGAGAAGCAGACCUAACCCGGACACGGACGACGAAGCACAUCCAGACACGCUCGGGAUCACCGGUGGCAGCUCGGCAGCGGUGGGCGACAUAUGCCAGGAUGUGCGUAUGCGUCCCGACUGGUAA
Messenger RNA from Cordyceps militaris CM01, 1062 nucleotides. Its product is annotated as caleosin domain containing protein. The transcript is spliced from 7 exons. The coding region runs from base 1 to 1062 and encodes 353 amino acids. Gene Ontology annotation, molecular function: calcium ion binding; monooxygenase activity. The record is from RefSeq and is a predicted model, not a curated record. NCBI's taxonomy places the organism in Eukaryota, Fungi, Ascomycota, Sordariomycetes, Hypocreales, Cordycipitaceae.